Molecule: messenger RNA, 550 nt
Organism: Zootermopsis nevadensis
Lineage: Eukaryota; Metazoa; Arthropoda; Insecta; Blattodea; Termopsidae
Source: RefSeq, a predicted model, not a curated record
UAUCUGUGAUUUGUUAUUAUACAGUGCUGCACUCUAUAUGGUAGUCUAUACGUGGCUAUUCCAUAUUAAUAUAUUUUGUGACAACGAAGAAAAGAUAAAGAAAUGGAGCCCACAGAAAAGGAGCAGUCAGGAAGUGGAAUUUCUUUUGCAACAGCAGGAGUAUUUGCCGUUAUUGGUGCCGCAGUUGGUGCAGUUGGUUACCAUUUGUUAAAGAAGGAACCCAUGGAACAAGCUCACUAUUCUAGGCCUGGUAAAGUGUUUAGUAAUGGAACAUGCCCGAUCUGCUUGUCAGAUAUGGAAGAACUGAUUGUUCUUCCUUGUGGACACCAGUACCAUUGUGCUUGUGUGAGAAAAAUGAAAGCUUCUGGAGUAGAACUGAAGUGUCCCACAUGUCGCAAAGAUUUCAAGCUUUGAAGACAAUGAAGAAGAGAUGCUGAACUGUUCAGAGAUAUUAAUCAUUAGGAGAUUUUAAGGACUGAUUUUUUUGUAUAACCUUGUUAACAUGAAGAGCAUAAUCUGUAUAUUGAAAAUAAAAGAUUUUAGCAUCCUG